AUGCAACGCCUCCAACGGCUGAGCGUGUUUUACGCUCUUACAUACCUUCUUUCUAUCGUCUCUGCUGACUACCUGCCCUUUCGUGAACACGCUGGCGCAUCCUUUUUCGAUGGGUGGGCAUAUUAUGGCAAUGUUGACAACACGACAUGGGGAAAUGUCACAUAUCUAGACCAGCCUGGUGCUCAAACUAAAGGUCUUACCUUCAUCAACGCAGCGGGAAAUGCUGUUAUCAAGGUCGACAACACAUCAACUUUGGCGCCCCCGCUGGCGCAAGGCGACGUAGUCAACAGAGACUCGAUUCGUCUUACCUCCAUCGACACCUAUGGCAUUGGUUCGCUAAUUAUCAUCGAUGUCCUUCACCUCCCUUACGGAUGCUCUGUUUGGCCUUCGUUUUGGACUUAUGGAAUGCAGGAAGAGUGGCCCAACGCCGGAGAAAUUGAUAUCAUCGAAGGAAUCAACAAUAUGCAGCACAACCAAAUAGCCUUGCAUACGCCCACUGGUUGCUUCCAAGCCCCAAACCCUCCCCAAUCUGGAACAACUUUGGAGACUGAUUGCUCGACCGACCGUGGUUGUAUCGUUGCGGAAACGAAGCCCAAUAGCUUUGGUCCUGGCUUCGCACAGGCAGGAGGAGGCGUGUACGCUGUUCAGAUGGAUACUUCCGGUAUCUAUGUCUGGUUCUGGAGUAGGCCUGAUGUCCCUAUGAAUAUCCAAACUGCCACGUCGACGGAUAAAAUGAGUCUCUCCACCUGGGGAAUGCCUUCUGCUGCAUACCCAGUUUCUGCUUGCAACGUUACCCAGUAUUUCCCCCCUCAGAAUCUAGUUUUGCUUACUAGUCUGUGUGGCGCCUGGGCUGCAGUUCCUGAUAUCUAUCAAUCGACUUGCAAAACACCAACCGGGUCUUGCUUCUUUGAUAACGUUUUGGGUCCUCCCAGCAAUUUUGAUGAAGCCUACUGGGAAGUCAAAUAUGUCAGAACUUACUUCUCAGAGGAUCUUCCCAGACCAUCGUCCUCCAGCUCCAGCAUUUCGAGCACCCCGACCGCCUCGGCCACGCAAUCAGAUGCCUCCGCCAAAUCUUCUGGAAAAACCCUCACCUCAUCUGCCAUGCUCUCAUACAUCUUCUCCGAGACCUCUGCUACGUUAACCCUUCUGUUCAGUGUCGUGGUGACCAGUAUGUUUUGGGUUUAA
Molecule: messenger RNA, 1185 nt
Organism: Psilocybe cubensis
Lineage: Eukaryota; Fungi; Basidiomycota; Agaricomycetes; Agaricales; Agrocybaceae
Exons: 7
Coding region: 1-1185 (394 amino acids)
Biological process (GO): glucan catabolic process
Molecular function (GO): hydrolase activity, hydrolyzing O-glycosyl compounds
Source: RefSeq, a predicted model, not a curated record